Aplysia californica (California sea hare) is the source of this 478-nucleotide messenger RNA. RefSeq lists its product as uncharacterized. Lineage: Eukaryota; Metazoa; Mollusca; Gastropoda; Aplysiida; Aplysiidae. The record is from RefSeq and is a predicted model, not a curated record. The coding region runs from base 83 to 463 and encodes 126 amino acids. The transcript is spliced from 2 exons.
CACGAGAGGUUGUAUGAACCACAAUCUGUGAAAACAAAGCUCUGUCGUUUAUUGUGGAGAAGACCCGCAGUGUGUAAGAGUCAUGCGUUGCUUGUUGCUCUCAACUGUGUGCCUGGCUCUCGUGGUCAGUGUUUUCUCCAAAGACCUGAAGGUGCUGUCCGAGCAUCAGCUGCGAGCUUAUAAUGAGACCAAAAUUCUCUUUGAUUUCUUCCUGGAGCAUGGUCUGAACGACCCGAGUUCGAUCCGAUUCCUUGAUGACAAAGACGUUACGUUGAUGAAUCGUCCUAGCCCCUCAAACAGGUUCUCGUUCAGCAACUGUGGCAACCCCAACAAGGAGAUACUUGUACCACGCAACGUAAAACUCGCGCCAGACCCCAUCCACAUCCCAGGUUCUGUGACAGCCUCUGGGGGUGUCCUCAUCAGACAACAGUUCGGAGCUCCCCUCAAGGUGAGAGACUUGUAGUAGGUGGUACAAGAA